AUGCGCUGGGACAGCCUUGCUUCGGCCGCACAUCUUGCUCUGCUUGCCAUUGGCCCCAUCAGCGCCUUUCCAAACGGGAAAAGAGAUGUCGUCGGCAGAGCUCCCAAGCAGCCCGCCAAAGAAGUCUUUCGCGGCGACUUCAGAAGCCCGCGCGAUGUAGCCAAGGAUGGCGGAUUCCGCCCCCAGGGCAACUAUGCAAACAAUAACCAGGCAUUCUCUAUAUACCGCCACAUGGUUGGCGAGCAUGGGAGAGAAGACGACUCGGACCUGUCGGAUGAGGAUUCCGACGAGGAGUGGACGUCUGCCUUUGUCUCGGUAACAACCUCGGUCGACACAGCGGCAUCCUACGGCCGCUGGGUGUACAGGAUUCACGCCACUCCAAACAUGAUUGACCCCACGGAAGGGGAGGAAAACCAGCCUGAAAUCUUCGCACUGGGAGGUGUCCCAUGGUCCCAAGUCAUGGGGUGGUAUGAGCUGAGAUUCGAGAACAACGAGUCUGUGAAUGCCGAGGGAAUCACAGCAAACGACUUUACCCCCAACCCAGCCUACCAGCCGAGAUACGACGGAUACACCCUGACGACCGUCGAGCCAAGAGGCCCAUGGCGUAGCCACGACAGAAACUACUGGACGCAAUUCAUGAACGGCCCGAAUGUUGCGCCCGCCGUAGCUUUCACCGGGCAGUUCCCGCUCAACUUCGGGACCUAUUCCCUCGACGGACUCCCCGGACCUUCACAAGAAACCCAGAUAGAGCGGCCGCCCCCGACGCAGCCCGAGGCCGCGGCGCUCAGCGCGGAAGACAUUGUCAUGGCAGCCGAGUUCCUGCACGAGCACAACGCGCCGUGCGACGUCUCCGGCGUCGACCCCCAGACGCAAUACCUCAUUCUCGAGGCAGACGCGGGCUUUGCGCGGUCCCUGGCCCGGCUGCACCGCGAGCGUCCCAACGACACGCUCCCCACGCCCUUUGACGAGGCGGACCAGCAGAUCCAGGCCAUUAUCGAAAGGCUCCGACGGGGCCAGGAGCCAAACACGUGCCAGCUCGUCGGCGCGUGUAGCGGAUUGAAGCUCUCCCAGAAGAAGAGGGCCACGAGUAAGCGCCGAAAAGGGCCACUUGCACGGGCUACAAUCAAUGCUAAUAGACGUUUCCCAGCACCAGGGGCGGUAUCAAAGCUGUGCAAAAAGAUACAAAAGCCGAAAAGGGGCAAGAACCGCCUGAGCCCGGCGACGCAGAAUUCCGAAAAGUGCGUGCUCCGCUCUCCGCUCAAGAUUAGAGUACAGCUGUCCGACGACACGUCGGCCGGAAGCUGGGACCGGCUGUUUCUGGAGAUGGGCAAGAAUGCGCGGUACGAGCGCGGCCAGCCGGCCUACCUGCUCAAGGAGUCGCCCAGCGCAGGCGACGUCAUGUAUCUGGACGUUGAUCUCGCCGACGCGUAUCCCGACAAGGCCGUCACCGUGGAGGACAUUAAGAAGGUUCGCCUGGUGAGCUACCUGGACAAUGGAAAGGAGGGUUCAAACGAGCUCGAGCUGCAAGACAUUACCCUCACGGGCAAAUGUGCGGCGUCGCCCAGGGCCGCCGAGGCUCGCAUCAAGGCCAGGCAGUGGUUCACCAGUUGGAGCAGCGCCUUGAAGCUCAAGGACUGGGUGUGGAAGAGGGACUGCGAAAAGUUCACCAGCCUCAAGUUCGAAUGGAGCCUGGGCAACAAGGUGCGCGCCGGGACGUGGGAUGACCUCAAGCUCGGCUCGCACCGCGAUCGCAGGGUGCGAGCGCACGAUGUGCAGUUUGCUACGAACCCGUCGGCGGGCGACUCGGGCGGCGAGGAAAUCAAGCUCAAGGACAUGUAUGGCUCGGCGAGGAUCAAAUUCAGAGCGCAGUGCGAGGGCUUCGACAAGGCCGUCGUGUUGGACAAGUUUGGCAGCGAUUACAACUGGCACUCGCGUUCUAAUGGCAUUGACUUGCCCAUUGCGGCGGGCGACUGGCGGUGGGAGGAUGAGAACUUUCAAAAGCAGCAUCCUUUCCCUAGGGAGAAGGAUGAACUGUGA
Molecule: messenger RNA, 2037 nt
Organism: Metarhizium brunneum ARSEF 3297
Lineage: Eukaryota; Fungi; Ascomycota; Sordariomycetes; Hypocreales; Clavicipitaceae
Source: RefSeq, a predicted model, not a curated record